AUGGCGCCCUGUGCAUUCUGUCUGUACCUGAACUUAGUGAUGUUGUUCACACUGAGGUCUAAAGAAAUGUUCACCGAAACUCCUCGCUACAUACUAUUCUGUCACUUGCUCCUGUCCGACUCGAUGCAGAUGUGGUGCACUUUUAUCUACUACAUACUUUACACGGCACCGUUGGAUGAGGCAACUUUAAGCGUAAUAGGCUUUUACUGCUUCUUUAAUUACCUUGUCUGUCGAAUCACAAACAACUAUCUCACCCCGCUUUAUCUAGGCCUUAUGUCACUGGAGCGCUAUGUGGCCAUAUGCUUUCCCCUUCGACACGCCGACAUAGCCAACAAAAGCAGGACCAUUGUGGCCGUCGUUUCUGUUUGGAUACUGGGCGCAGUCCUUUGGAUAGUCGACCUGGCCGCUGCCAUGGCAUUCCAGGCCGGCCAGGGGAGCUGUACGGACUUCAUCCUCUCCCAAAUGUCAGUCACCUAUCAGGUCAACACCGCCUUGACUGGCCUUGUGUUCGCGCUGGUGAGUGUUGUUAUUGCGUGUAUAUACAUAGCCAUCAUGCUGACGGCCAGGGCUUCAGCGAACACUAAGGACUCCUCCUCUGCAACUAAGGCCCACAAAACGGUGCUGCUACACAUGGUGCAGCUUGGCCUCUGCAUGCUAUCGCUUCUGUUUGGGGUCAUUCGCAGGUCGCUGGCUAUGAGUGGGCUGAGCCGGGUGGUUGUGCAAGAAAUAACAACUUUUUUGUUCAUAACGUUGAACAUCUUGCCCAGGUGCCUCAGCCCUCUCAUUUACGGUCUAAGAGACAAUAUCCUGACACACAGAGAGUCUUCCUCGGCCAUCUUCAUCGCCUUGGCUUAG
Messenger RNA from Engraulis encrasicolus (European anchovy), 855 nucleotides. Its product is annotated as odorant receptor 131-2-like. Gene Ontology annotation, molecular function: G protein-coupled receptor activity; odorant binding; olfactory receptor activity. Gene Ontology annotation, biological process: G protein-coupled receptor signaling pathway; detection of chemical stimulus involved in sensory perception of smell. Lineage: Eukaryota; Metazoa; Chordata; Actinopteri; Clupeiformes; Engraulidae. The record is from RefSeq and is a predicted model, not a curated record. Gene Ontology annotation, cellular component: membrane. Bases 1 to 855 code for a protein of 284 amino acids. The transcript is spliced from 2 exons.